CAUUUUACGUUUUGUUGUGAAAAUGGAACUUAUAAAAUAAUCAACAGAAUGAUAUGCAUAGCAGUGUGUUCUACUUCACAGUUCAGAAACCAGUGAUUAGUACCAGUCAUAAUGAGGAGGAUUUCAUCAUCACCUGUUUGAUUCCUGGACUUGCUGGUAACGACACCACCUGUAACCUGUAUAUUGGAGAGAAGAAUAAGCCAUUCUUGAAAACGCGGAUAUGGAAAAAGAAAACCCGAAAAGCCAAACGAUGGUACUGUACAUUCUCUGUGACCGAAGACGAUCUGAUCAGACAUCUACAGUCAGUGAGGAGUAAGGAGGUGAGCUGUGACUACAGAGUGAGCUCAGGACCAAACUCUCUCUCUCCACGUAGUGAUGGGUACAGCUUUACAGAUCUGGUGGAAGUUCACAUUAGUGAUCCAACAACUAUUACUGCAGGAUUGACCUCUCCUUUGACCCCCAGCACAGCAGUGAAUCCUACGUCAGGUUGGACUGUUCUUUCUACUUUGACCACGGACACCGCAAAUAUUUCAACUGAAGGAGGUCAAAGCUACACAGAAAGUGAGGUUUUUUCAAACAGUCAAGAAAGCGUUACAGCAUGUUCAACUGUUGCUUCUACUUUGACCCUUGACAUCACAGUGAGACCAACUACCAGUUUGACCUCUCCUUUGACCCCCAGCACAGCAGUGACUCCUACAUCAGGUUCGACUGUUCGUUCAACUUUGACUACUGACACCACACUGAGUCCAACGGAAGCGGGGCAGGUUUGGCAGGCAGCAGUGGCUGUGGUUUCUGGAGUGGGUGUGUUCCUGGUGGGAUUGACUGCUUUCUGUCUCUGCAGGAGCACCAGUAAGUACUUCUGA
Molecule: messenger RNA, 863 nt
Organism: Oncorhynchus mykiss (rainbow trout)
Lineage: Eukaryota; Metazoa; Chordata; Actinopteri; Salmoniformes; Salmonidae
Source: RefSeq, a predicted model, not a curated record